AUGGAAUGGAUCAAGACAACAACGAAAAGGUUUAACUCAACUGACACUAACAGAAUCAUAAUUCUGGAAGAUUUCAACAGUGUAAAUGAUCCAACUAUAGACAGAUCUGCAACAUCUAAAUACAGACCAAACAAAACGGAAGCUGAUACAUUAAUUGAUGCAGAUAUUAUAGAUACUGAAGAAGAGAUUGCAACAGACCACCACUGCGCCAGAGCAAUAUUACUUGACACAUUUCGCAAAUCACUUCCUUCAAAUAUAUAUAAACAAAAAACUCAGUACAGAUAUAAUCUUAAUACAGCUCAAAAAGAAAACUAG
This is a messenger RNA of Dentiscutata erythropus, 315 nucleotides long. The record is from the annotation of a GenBank genome assembly. Lineage: Eukaryota; Fungi; Glomeromycota; Glomeromycetes; Diversisporales; Gigasporaceae.